Fusarium verticillioides 7600 is the source of this 348-nucleotide messenger RNA. RefSeq lists its product as hypothetical. The record is from RefSeq and is a predicted model, not a curated record. The transcript is spliced from 2 exons. Lineage: Eukaryota; Fungi; Ascomycota; Sordariomycetes; Hypocreales; Nectriaceae. The coding region runs from base 1 to 348 and encodes 115 amino acids.
AUGGAAAAAGUACAGGGUAGGCCAUGUCGCCAACCUAAGCUAGGUACCGAUGCGAGCCGCGCCGCCCCUGGCGUCGUCACAGCAAAAAGAAGUCAGUCCCAUCCGUGCUUAGGUUGUUUCCAGGGCAGCUCCCACGAAACCGACGCUGAUGCUGACGAGGCUACAGCUUGGCCAGCAACAACCCAAUCACGAGCACCAACACACGACUUUGCACUUAAUCCGCUCCACAGUCACCACAAGGCUUUAGCAUUUGCGCGUCUCAGCAAGUCAACCAACGGCAAAACUCCAGACACAUUCAAUUGUAAUACUAGUCGCUAUUAUUUUUACUUUAUCAGCCGAAAACAUUGA